Messenger RNA from Papilio machaon (common yellow swallowtail), 670 nucleotides. RefSeq lists its product as uncharacterized. NCBI's taxonomy places the organism in Eukaryota, Metazoa, Arthropoda, Insecta, Lepidoptera, Papilionidae. The transcript is spliced from 3 exons. The record is from RefSeq and is a predicted model, not a curated record. Bases 28 to 654 code for a protein of 208 amino acids.
UACAAAACAGUUAUCUGUCAAUGUUCAAUGUCUAACUUUCUUGAUGAAGCUCGUUAUCAAAACCAAUGUAAUACGUCGGAGGUAUUCAAGAAGAUAAGUCAAAAUGACUUAAAUAGAAAUGAAUACGAUGACGAUAAAAAUGUAAUACAAAGAAAAACGAGUAAGGAAAUGACAAGAGUUGUGGUACAAUGUAGUGAACAAACAAAUGAAAUACAAGAUCGCAACUCACAACUAUAUCGAAAAAAUAGAAAUGUUACUUGCGAGUGUUACUUAGAUAGUAGAGAUAUUAAAAAUACGUUAAAUCAAUAUAAAGUAGCUACGAAAGUUCAAACAAAAAUCAAUAACUCUCAGUGUUCUAAGAGUAAUAUUCAAACACAUAACGAUCGUCAACAAUUUGAAAGCACAGAACAGCAAAUAUGCAGAAAGACUACACAAGAAAACUUCCAUCAAACAUGUUGCCCCUGCCCCAAACCUCUGGAGCCACGGUUACAACAAGCACCACAAAUUAGACGUUCAUCUAUAAACUUUAACGGAAAGAAGACUUUAAAAUACAAAGAACCGUUCAAUUUACAAGAAUUACCGGUACAUGGUGUCCAGACAUCGGAUCAUUCAAUACGAUUUCCGGAAGAUACAUUUCUUCUAAAGAUCGUGUAAAAAAAUAUUUAACUAC